Messenger RNA from Camellia sinensis, 1545 nucleotides. NCBI's taxonomy places the organism in Eukaryota, Viridiplantae, Streptophyta, Magnoliopsida, Ericales, Theaceae. The record is from RefSeq and is a predicted model, not a curated record.
UCCAUCCCGGUUUUUGAGAAAAUUCCCCAAUUUCUUCCUUCCUUCCUUCCUUCCAUGGCCACUCUCUCUGCCUUCUCGUCUUCUUCUUGGCCAAACCCUAACCCUAGCUCCAACUUCCACUCUCUUCCUCAACCCGAUCACACCGACCACUCUCACAUCCCAACCAAUCUCCCUCCUCCUCCGAUGGGCACCACCGAAGACGAGGACGAUGAACCUCUUCCCAAUACUCACCCCCAAUCCACUCUCCUCCAAAACCCUAACCCUAAUUUCCCCAAUCGACCCUCGCUUUUUGCUCCAACUAUUCUCCAUGUCUCUUUCAAUCAAGAUUUCGGUUUCGGUUGCUUCUCCACAGGCACCGAUCGUGGCUUCAAGAUUUACAAUUGCGACCCGUUUCGAGAAAUCUUUCGCCGCGAUUUCCAUCACGGAGGUAUCAGCACUGUUGAGAUGCUCUUCCGAUGCAAUAUACUUGCUAUAGUCGGUGGAGGCCCUGAUCCUCAGUACCCUCUCAACAAGGUAAUGAUUUGGGACGAUCAUCAGAGUCGGUGCAUCGGCGAAUUGUCGUUCCGAGCGGAGGUUCGCGGUGUUCGGCUCCGGCGUGACCGAAUUGCGGUUGUGCUGGAGCAGAAGAUCUUCGUUUACAAUUUUUCGGAUUUGAAGCUUUUGCACCAGAUUGAGACGAUUGCGAAUCCGAAGGGGCUUUGUGCGGUUUCGCAGGCUGGUGGAUCGCUUGUGUUGGUGUGUCCGGGGUUGCAGAAGGGGCAAGUUAGGGUUGAGCAUUACGCGUCGAAGCGGACCAAGUUUAUCAUGGCUCACGAUUCGAGGAUUCCUUGCUUUGCACUCACACCGGACGGUCAUUUGCUUGCGACUUGCAGCACUAAGGGGACUCUUGUGAGGAUUUUCAAUACGUUCGAUGGUUCGCUGCUGCAAGAGGUUAGGAGGGGUGCAGAUAGUGCAGAAAUAUAUAGUCUGGCAUUCUCUUCAACUGCCCAGUGGCUGGCAGUCUCAAGCGACAAGGGCACUGUCCAUGUUUUUGGUCUAAAGGCUAAUUUGGGAAACCUGGGAAGUGAUAAGUCACAUGGUGCAUCUGAUCCCAAUCAUGCUGUUUCAUCACCCACUUCAUCACUCUCUUUUAUAAAAGGAGUAUUGCCCAAGUAUUUCAGCUCAGAGUGGUCUGUUGCUCAGUUUCGUUUGCUUGAAGGUUCUCAAUACAUUGUUGCAUUUGGUCACCAAAAGAAUACUGUUGUAAUUCUUGGCUUAGAUGGAAGAUUUAGAGUUGUCCAUUUCAAUGGGGAGAGAGAGAGAGUAUUAAUUCCAGACAGAUGGCAAGAUAACCGGGAAGCAAGAAAACUGAAAUUUAUAUACACAGAAUCUCUCUAUAUUUGCAACUCAUCUUCCUCCUGAUCGAAACAUUCAUCAAGUGAUCAAACAACUUCUCAAUCACUCUUUCGAUUUGUGCGUGAAAAUGGGGAUGAAGUUAUAUGGAAUACCAGCGUCGACAUGCACUACAAGGGUGAUGGCAUGCCUCUAUGAAAAGGGCGUAGAUUU